This is a messenger RNA of Haplochromis burtoni (Burton's mouthbrooder), 2709 nucleotides long. It is a transcript of the gene mcoln3a, whose product is annotated as mucolipin TRP cation channel 3a. Gene Ontology annotation, molecular function: NAADP-sensitive calcium-release channel activity. The transcript has 13 exons. The record is from RefSeq and is a predicted model, not a curated record. Bases 275 to 1915 code for a protein of 546 amino acids. Gene Ontology annotation, cellular component: plasma membrane; lysosomal membrane. NCBI's taxonomy places the organism in Eukaryota, Metazoa, Chordata, Actinopteri, Cichliformes, Cichlidae.
AACUGUCGAGGUCAAAAUGAAGUUAUUGACAGGCCUCAACGUGUGUCGUCAGCUUCUGGGUGUGCAGACGUACUUUUUUUUACUUCUGGAAAAAACUGGAAAAGCUACAAGUGGCGCAGAGGAAUGACAGUCAUUGUGGUGACGGCUGCAGUGGUGACUGUAUCACCUGGUUUUUCAUACACCGCUGAGAAGCCCUGAGUGUUAGACUGGGUGAACUUUGGGUCGCUGGUGCUCGGCGAACGCUAACAGGUGUCACAAAGCUGCCUUCAGCCUAAUGGAGGACUCCAAGCAGCUUUUGGCUGCCAGGUCAGAGGAGAGUCAGCGAAAUGGCUGCUGCGGCUUAGAUACAAAGACGGUGGAGGAUUUUAGACGGAGGCUCAAAUACUUCUUCAUGAAUCCCUGCGAGAAGUACAGAGCCAGGGGUCGGAAACCAUGGAAACUGACGAUACAAAUAUUAAAAAUUGCAAUCACUACUAUCCAGUUGGUGUCUUUUGGACUGAGUAAUGAAAUGAUGGUGACUUUCAAGGAUGAAAAUUUGAUGACAUUCAGGAAUCUGUUUCUCAAAGGAUACAAGGAUCACCGGCACGGAAGCCUUUCCCUUUAUACCAAAAGAGAUGUGAAUGAGCACAUUCACUACAUUAUCAACAGGUAUACCAAUCUCCAAAACCUGACUGUAGGUAAUCUUGCAUAUGAGCUCAUUAAUGGCGACUACACUCCUCUGACUUUGUGUCAAGUGUUUUAUAGAAACAGCACCAUCGAUCCUGAAAACGACACCUUUGAUAUUGAUCCGCAUAUUGAUAAAGACUGUAUUUCCAUACACCCUAUGCAAUCAUUGAGCAACGACACUCUGGCAACGCAUCCCAACUUCUCUUUGGAUUUCAGAAGGCUGCUAUCUGUGAACAUCUACCUAACUCUGAAAACCAUCAAUCUGCAGACUGUGCGGCACCACGAGCUACCAGACUGUUAUGACUUCCACAUAGUGAUCGUUUUUGACAAUCGUGCACACAGCGGAAAGAUAAAGGUUGAUAUUGAAAAUGAUGUUAGAAUUUAUGAAUGCAGUGACUGGAACGUGGAAGGCACAUCUGGGAAGAACGAUUAUCUCCUCUUGUCGUUUGAUUCUGUGGUCUUCCUCGCCUGUUUCGCCUCUCUCAUCCUCUGCAUACGAUCUGUCGUCCAUGGCAUCCAGCUCCAGUUUGAGUUCAGCAUAUUUUUCAGUGCCUACUACAAUAAAACUGUGUCCUGGUCAGACCGCAUGGAGUUUGUGAAUGGCUGGUACAUCCUCAUUAUUGUCAGUGACAUAAUGACCAUCACUGGAUCAGUGCUGAAAAUUGGAAUACAAACAAAGUUCUUAACAAACUAUGACGUCUGCAGUAUCUUGCUGGGAACAGCCACGAUGCUUGUCUGGGUUGGUGUGAUUCGUUACCUGAGUUUCUUCAAGAAGUACAAUAUCUUAAUCUUAACCUUGAGGGCGGCAUUGCCCAACGUGUUUCGAUUCUGCGUCUGUGCAGCCAUAAUCUACCUCGGGUACUGUUUCUGUGGGUGGAUCGUCCUUGGACCUUACCACGACAAAUUCAGAACACUGGCUAAAGUGACAGAGUGCCUCUUCUCUCUCCUCAAUGGUGAUGAUAUGUUUUCCACCUUUCUGAGGAUGAGAGACAAAACCUACAUGGUGUGGCUCUUCAGCAGACUCUACCUCUAUUCCUUCAUCUCUAUCUUCAUCUACAUGGUGCUCAGUCUGUUCAUUGCUCUUAUCACUGACACGUACGAAACCAUCAAGCAUCAUCAGAAAGACAAGGAGCCAGUGUCCCAGCUUCAGGCCUUCAUUGCAGAGUGCAUAGAUCAGCCUGAGUCUGGACGAUACCAGAAUACUGACGAGUCGACCUGCUGCAUGUUUUCAAGUGGUUGCUUUGGAUAACAGGGUGUAGUAUCAUCUUUUUGCCAAGUGUGAGCAACGGGUUGCCCUCAUGUGACUGCAAAAUGCCCCACAGGGUCCUGAGAGUCUGUAUAGAGCCUUUGUUAACACUAUUGGGUGAUAGUGAUGGAAUAUCUUCCAACUUAAACAGAUGUACUUUUACUUGAGUUCUGACUUUUUUAGAACUAGUAAAUUAGCAAAGUUCCUAUGUUAAGGACAUGCUGAUAUUAUAUGGCCACAUUAUAAACCAAUGUAACAUCAAUAUCAAGCAUUGCCGUAUAAAUAUGUCAAAUAAUAUUCUCUUCUUGCCAGUGUUGCAUUCAAACAUGGAGGGCAGAUGUCUCAGACAUUAGUGGAGAAAAACACUAAGAAGAACUUCCUUCUGGCUACACAACAACGAUGUAACUUGGCGAUCUUUUAUAUACAAGCACUUAAGGAGAAAAUUUAAACAUCUUUCUAUUUUCAUAAUCAUUUAUCCAACUUGGAGUCUUCCUACCCUAGCUGACAUUGGUUGAACAGUGGGGUUCACCCUGGACAGGUCGCUAGUCCAUCACAGGGUCAACACAGAGAGAAAAACAAUCAUUCACACUCACAUUAGCACAUAUGGCCAAUUUAGAAUCACCAUUAACCGAACAAGCACAUCUUUGGACUGGGAGUAAACUGGAGCACUUGGAGGAAAUCCACAUAGGGAGAACAUGCAAAGUCCAACAGAGGGUACAAACCCAGAACCUUCUCACUGUGAGGAAACCAUGCUAAAAGAUGCAACUCUCAAAUAAACUUCACAACUUAAAUGCAAA